AUGUUGGUUGACGCUCGCGAUCCUGCUGGCGGAAGUGAUCCUGGAGAGAAAACUCCUGACACCAGCAAAGGAGUCUCAGGAACGCAAGGAAGCACAGAUCAACGUCAGCCUAAUCAGCCUACUAAAUCUACCCUUUAUGAGGAAUUGCUGGCAUUGGAAGGAUUUGGUCCAUGCCCUACAACCGCGGAAGAAGAAGAAGACGCAUUGGCUCGUGCACUUUUACUGAGUGAGCAAGAGUACUUGGAAGAACUGCAAUAUCGAUAUGGCUCUGGAUCAGACGAUAGCAAAAUAAAUUGA
This is a messenger RNA of Haemonchus placei, 297 nucleotides long. The record is from the annotation of a GenBank genome assembly. Lineage: Eukaryota; Metazoa; Nematoda; Chromadorea; Rhabditida; Trichostrongylidae.